Tachysurus vachellii is the source of this 1738-nucleotide messenger RNA. RefSeq names its product fission, mitochondrial 1 (gene fis1). Gene Ontology annotation, biological process: mitochondrial fission; mitochondrial fragmentation involved in apoptotic process; autophagy of mitochondrion. Bases 162 to 623 code for a protein of 153 amino acids. Gene Ontology annotation, molecular function: protein binding. NCBI's taxonomy places the organism in Eukaryota, Metazoa, Chordata, Actinopteri, Siluriformes, Bagridae. The transcript has 6 exons. The record is from RefSeq and is a predicted model, not a curated record. Gene Ontology annotation, cellular component: mitochondrial outer membrane; peroxisomal membrane.
CAUACGUGAGGCUAGUUGUUCGUUUAUUGACAGCUAGUUCCUGUUUAAUGACGUGUGGCGUGACGCCAUUCGAGGGGCAAGAUACAAACUAUUUAUUUUUAUAUAAAUGUUUUUGUACAUUAUCACCAAAAUAUUAACAGUUGUUCAGAAUUUCCGGCAACAUGGACGCGGUGGUGGCUGAUGUCGUAGCUCCGGAGGAUUUACAGAGGUUCGAGAAAAAAUACAAAUCGGAACUGUCGAAGGGAGCCGUGUCUAAAGACACCAAAUUUGAGUAUGCAUGGUGUUUGGUCAGAAGUAAAUAUACAAACGACAUAAAGAAAGGGAUUGUGCUGUUGGAGGAGCUGGUACAGAAGAGCUCAAAGGAUGACCAGAGAGAUUAUCUGUUUUAUCUGGCUGUUGCAAACUACAAACUUAAGGAUUAUGAGAGAGCUCUAAAGUACGUUCGCAUUCUGCUUCAGAAUGAACCUGGAAAUAAGCAGGCCAGUGAGUUGGAAAAACUCAUCGAACAGGCACUAAAGAAAGAUGGCCUGGUUGGCAUGGCUAUUGUCGGAGGCAUCGGCUUGGGUGUGGCAGGAUUAGCAGGACUGAUUGGGUUGGCUGUGGCCAAAUCUGGAAAGUCCUAAUAAUGAAGAGAGCUUUUGUGGCUUCAAAAGAACAAGAUUGGCUAAUUAAAGAAGAAGAAUGACUCAUCUUUUCUUUGCUGAUUUUUUUUUUUUACUUGCACUAAUUAAUCACCGCAUCACUUUUACAAAGUAGCCUCAUAUUUUAACUUUUUUGUGCUUAUAUAUUAAACUCUUUGGGUGAAAUAUCGACAUGAGUAUUUUCUUUCACAAGUAUUUCCAUUAUAUUAUAUAUAAAUAUAUAAUGUAUAACACCGGUGUAAAUGAUUAGCAGGUUCUAAUUAUAACUAAGUUAUAAUAAUGUAACACCGUAAAUACAUGUUUAUCAAUUUUACUUACAGAUAUAAUACAGAAAUGUAAUACAGAAGUUUCCAUUCAGCUGUCUCUUUGUUUUUAUAUCAACGUGCCUAAGUUGUCUUAAUCGUGUAUAUGACCGAAGUCCAAAUGACUGCUCACCUAAUCACAAGGGCUGCUGUUGCUUUCUUAUUAUCUUUAUUAUAUAUGGGAUUUGCUGUUACAUUUGUUUGCUGUAACGUUAUUGUGUCAUGACUGCGUGUAAUCUUUAGUCUGUGUGUAAAUGCUAAUCAACACUGCCCAGUUUUAUUGAAACAACUAAAAAGGGAUCUAAUAUUAGGGCUCAUACAAUUAAAGAGAGUAGAAGUUAAAGGAUAACGUGGUCGUCUUUACUCAAUGCCAACUUGUGGUUUUACAACCGUAAUGUGCCGUUAACCUUUCAAAACUGCAUGUGUUUUUAAAGCAGUGUGUGAGCUGCAGCGUGCGAGCUGCAGUGUGAUCACACAAUUAGUCAAUGUCUAGCUCUAACAGUGAGCAGAACUGAUCCCACUCAUUCUGAUAAAACAAUAAAUGGGCCUUGAGAGAAAGAAAUUGCUUAUUGGGUUUACACACCAAACCUUGUCUACUGGCCAGCAGAAUUGUGACCAGUGGUAUGGGCUGUUCUUAAAUCAUUGAUCAACUCACCUUUCCAUCAUUUGGAUCUGAGAUCAUUUUGCUAGGUCACUGGAUUUUACAACAGGAUAGAUUAUGGCUGCCAUCAGUAAUGUUCCUUAUGUUCUGCAUUGUUGUUAAACAUUAACUGAAGUAAAAGUGAAUGAUGACUA